AUGGGUCUAAAAAUAUUCGCUGUACUUCUCUUCGUGCCUGUCAUCUACGCCAAGAUCAAAGUGAACGUCGUAGCCUCAGAUAAUCAGGCGGAGCGAUCCGUGGAACUAAUCGGCAACAAUUUAGACAUCAUCAGCGAGAAAGAAAGGAACACAUUCCAGCUGUCGGAGAACAACCUGAAAGAGGCUGUGAGGAUACACUUCGGUAAACGGCCAAACGAAGCAUUCGUCCGAAGCCCCACGCCUUGGGGAGACCUCUACUCAAUGUAUGGCUGGCCUGAAGUAACCAGGAUUUUGUCCCCGCAGCGUGCUAAAAUCUAUCAAUCUUAUUCCCAACCAGCGAUAGUCCUGACGCAACAUUUCGAGAAUAACAGCACCAAGUCGGCAAUAUUCACCGCCAAGAUUCAACAAUCAGUAGAGAAUACAGUUUCCUCGACUUGGGAGAAAGGCGGAGAAUUGACAGUGGGCCAGGAGAUCGAAUACGGUUUUGAUAUCAAAGCUGUAUCGGUCGGUGGAAAGACGUCCUUCACUUACACGUCGAAAUGGGGUGAGAGCGUCAGUAAGUCGGAGACGGUCACAGUUGGCUCCAAUACUGGUGUACAGAUAACACUUGAGCCUAACCAACGAGUGGUGGCUGAGCUGUAUGCGAUGCGGGGCAAUAUGAAGUUCCAGGUGGACUACGAAGCGACCCUCACCGGUUGGACUGCUGUAAACUAUGGUGACACUUACAAAGGUCACCACUUCUGGGGCCUGGACAUUAACGGGGUGAUGAAGGCCGGGAAUUUACCCCAGACCGUCAAGUCCACAGAGGUGAUCACCCUCGGCUACUACUCCAACUCGCAUGUCAUCAUCAGGGACGCAAACACCAGCAAUAUUAUCUACACAAUUCCUUUAGCUGUUUCUGAAUAA
Molecule: messenger RNA, 906 nt
Organism: Diatraea saccharalis (sugarcane borer)
Lineage: Eukaryota; Metazoa; Arthropoda; Insecta; Lepidoptera; Crambidae
Source: the annotation of a GenBank genome assembly